AUGGGUCGCAUGAGUAUUUCAAAGGCCAUCAUCGCCACUCUCGCAACUGUGAGAGUGGCUAUGUCCGUCUAUACGGAGCUCCCUAGCGAUUUGACCGAGGUCGAUAUUAUAAUAGCUGGAGGUGGCACAGCUGGGAGCAUAAUUGCGUCCCGUCUUGCUGAAGCAGACGCCUCUACUACUAUCCUUGUCAUUGAGCAGGGGGGAGACAGCUAUAAUGUGACGAACGUCAUCUAUCCGGCCUUGUUUGAGCGCAACACCUUGCCUGGGUCAGAUACAGCCCUCUUUUGGAAAGCAAACAAAUCGCCGCAGCUGGCAGAUCGCGAACCCAUCGUUGAGACUGGAGACCACCAUUUUGUCGGCUAUGUCUACCGCACAUCUCUAAACCAAAAUGAGACGAUCAACGGCAUCGCCCGCAAUGAUCGCGGUCGUGACGUUCCCGCUAUGAUCGCCGCAGAUGAUCCACAACUAGGGUGGAACGGCCAUGACGCCUCCAGCAAGCUACGUCCAUCUCCUGCAGACAUUGCAGCUUUGGGGCCUGAGUUUCAGGAAGUGUGGGACAGAGACUUCAAAGACUCAACCAACCGCCCUCUCAUGAUCUGGGGUCUCUUCAACGCUUUUUUCGGUGACCCUUCGAUCUUGCCCGACGAUGCAGAGUAUGUCACUACCGCGCCUUGGGUGACGUAUCCGUACGCCAGAGGACACGUUCACAUUACUGGUCCUACUAUUGGCGAUGACUACGAUUUCGACCCAGGCUGGCUGUCGGACGAAAACGACAUCGACCUGAAGAGUCACAUCUGGGGCUACAAGACCCAGAGAAAGAUGGCUCGUCAGAUGGAAAUUUUCAGAGGCGAACUUGCUUCAGGACAGCCCAAGUUUCCUGAAGGGUCUCAGGCUGCUGUCAUAGAAGUCGCAGAUGGCCCGAUUGGAGAGGAAAUUGAGUACUCAGCUGAAGAUGAGGCCGCCAUCGUGCAGUACAUUCGAGAAAACAUCGGCACUUCGAGGCAUCCAUUGGGGACCUGCAAGAUGGCACCACGGGAAGCUACGGGAGUUGUUGAUGCCAAUCUGAAUGUGUAUGGCGUUUCCGGCCUCAAGAUUGCCGAUCUCAGCGUGCCACCACACCAAGUUGCUGCGAACACCUACAAUACGGCUCUGAUGCUUGGAGAAAAGGCAGCAGACAUGAUCAUACAAGAACUGGGACUUGCUUGA
Colletotrichum chrysophilum is the source of this 1206-nucleotide messenger RNA. RefSeq lists its product as uncharacterized. The record is from RefSeq and is a predicted model, not a curated record. Lineage: Eukaryota; Fungi; Ascomycota; Sordariomycetes; Glomerellales; Glomerellaceae. Bases 1 to 1206 code for a protein of 401 amino acids. Gene Ontology annotation, molecular function: oxidoreductase activity, acting on CH-OH group of donors; flavin adenine dinucleotide binding. The transcript is spliced from 4 exons.